This is a messenger RNA of Penicillium waksmanii, 879 nucleotides long. Its product is annotated as class I SAM-dependent methyltransferase. NCBI's taxonomy places the organism in Eukaryota, Fungi, Ascomycota, Eurotiomycetes, Eurotiales, Aspergillaceae. The transcript has a single exon. Bases 1 to 879 code for a protein of 292 amino acids. The record is from RefSeq and is a predicted model, not a curated record.
AUGACUCUUACGUUUGACGAACAACCGAGUGAUCUUUACAGUUCGCCUUAUCUAGUCGAUUAUUACGACUUGGUCGCUCCGAACUCACGGUCGGUCGAUGACUCAUCUUUCUAUUGGGAUGUUUAUCAAAAGCUUUUUGCUCUUCGAUCGCCUACCCCCGAAGAUCCCUUCGUCGUCAUGGAUGUUGGGACGGGAACGGGCCGCGUCCUUCACGGCCUUGAGUCAAACGCCAUCAAGUCUGAAUGUGAAUUUAUCAACACUGAAUUGAUAGGUGUGGACAAUGCCCAGCACAUGCUGGACAAAGCCGAAAUCAUAACGACGGGGAUUUUGAAAGGUGUUGUCAGCUGGGUUCAUGGAUCUGCUCUCAAUUUGACAGAGGUCAUGGACCCACGCAAACACCAGAAAGUCGAUCUAUUGAUAUUCUCUAUCGGCUCUAUCAGUCAUUUAUCUGAGCCUGGUCAGCCAGAGACAUUCUUAAACCAGGCUUUCAAGGUGCUUCGCCCUGGAACUGGACGAGCCUAUGUAUCAAUUUACGAUGGCUCUCUGCUCAACCCCAACGAGAAGAUUGCAUUCCAUCAACCUCAAGGGGUUAGCGAAAUCCAGAGUGUUGUAUUUCCUUCGAUAGUUUAUAGAGAAUCAGAUCACCGAGGAGAGCUGAAAGGGAAUGUUAAAUUCGUCAAGUUCGAGCUGGAAGUCGUGAACAGCGAUAACCAGUCCGUCUUGGAGACGAACCAUAUUUCAAUGAAGAUGCGGCAAUGGAUGGAAGAUGAGCUUGUCCUUCUCUCUUCUAAGACUGAUGCAUUCUUUGUCGAAAGUAUCAGAGGGGCCCAUGAGACGUUCUAUGUAUUUAAGCUAGCGACUGAGCCCGAAGGUCAGUAG